Molecule: messenger RNA, 369 nt
Organism: Cheilinus undulatus (humphead wrasse)
Lineage: Eukaryota; Metazoa; Chordata; Actinopteri; Labriformes; Labridae
Product: histone H2B type 1-O-like
Exons: 1
Coding region: 1-369 (122 amino acids)
Cellular component (GO): nucleosome
Molecular function (GO): protein heterodimerization activity; structural constituent of chromatin; DNA binding
Source: RefSeq, a predicted model, not a curated record
AUGCCUGAUACAGUGAAAGCGCCCAAGAAGGGCUCCAAGAAAGCCGUCUCUAAGGCCACCAAGAGUGGCAAGAAGAGGAGAACCAAGAGGAAGCAGAGCUACGCCAUCUAUGUCUACAAGGUCCUGAAGCAGGUCCACCCUGAUACUGGGAUCUCCUCUAAGGCCAUGGGCAUCAUGAACUCCUUUGUGAGUGACAUCUUUGAGCGCAUCGCUGGUGAGGCGUCUCGUUUGGCUCACUACAACAAGCGCUCCACCAUCAUCUCCAGGGAGAUCCAGACCGCCGUCCACCUGCUGCUGCCUGGGGAGCUGGCCAAGCACGCCGUGUCUGAGGGCACCAAGGCCGUCACCAAGUACACCAGCUCCAAGUAA